CUCUCUGAGCAUGGUCUUUGUUUUUAAGUUCAUGUGGCUGAAUCCAUUCAGCUGUCAGUGUGAGAGCAGCGCUAGAGUCAGUCCACUCUGAAUGUGCCACUCGAUACAGACGGGCGAUUCCUCACCUCUCUUUCUCUCUUCAGUUCUGUUCAAAAUAACAGGGUGAAGGCGGAUAUAUCAGCAUUUACGUAUGUGAGCCUGUUAUUACAGCCAAGUGUAGUUUCCACUAAGAGUUCAGCACUCUAAAAACACGCUUGUAAGUGCAUAUUCGGAAAUGAAAGUGAAGCGAUCGGAGAUGUGGACAGCCGCUGUCCUGCUGAUGUUAACCUUCUACGUGUGCGCGAGUGUACCCGAGGAGCCCCCGGACAGAGCGGCUCCAUCUGACGGCUAUUGCAGCUGGAUAACGCGGGCUCAGCCUCACGGAGCUGGAAGCAGGAGGGAGGGCUUCAAUGAGUUCAGACUGCGAGUGGAAGGAGACCCGGAGCAUUAUCAACCCGGCAGCACUUACCGAGUAUCCCUGUAUGCAACCAACCCUGCAUACUUCAGAGGCUUUACUCUUAUUGCUCUGAAGGAAGGGCACAAUGGAGACCAAGAGGAGGAUUAUGCUGGAAAUUUCCAGAUAAUCGAUGAGGAAGACACACAGUUUAUGACAAACUGCCCUCCAGCAGUGACAGAAAGCACCCCACGCAGGAGGACCAGGAUACAGGUGUUCUGGACUGCACCCCCAUCAGGCAGUGACUGUGUACUGUUGAAAGCUAGUAUUGUUCAGAGGAAGAUCAUCUCAUUCCAGGAUGAAGGAUCGCUAACGAAGCGGAUAUGUGAGAAAGAGGCAAUUUAUGGAGAAACCACAGACAAACCCCUGCUGGACUGCUGUGCCUGUGGAACUGCCAAAUACAGAGUCACAUUCUAUGGGAACUGGUCAGAGAAAUUGCACCCAAAAGACUACCCAAGGAGAGCCAAUCACUGGUCAGCCCUCAUUGGAGCUUCCCAUUCGAAGAACUAUAUAUUGUGGGAGUAUGGAGGUUAUGCCAGUGAAGGGGUCAAACAGGUUGCUGAACUGGGCUCACCGGUCAAGAUGGAGGAGGAGAUCCGUCAGAAGGGUGAUGAGGUCUUGACCGUCAUAAAGAUGAAGGCCCAAUGGCCAGCCUGGCAGCCCCUUAAUGUUCGAGCAGCUCCUUCAGCUGAGUUCUCAGUGGACCGAACACGUCACCUAAUGUCCUUUCUGACCAUGCUGGGUCCCAGUCCUGACUGGAACGUGGGUCUGUCAUCAGAGGACCUCUGCACCAGAGAGUGUGGCUGGGUCCAGAAGGUGGUUCAGGACCUCAUUCCAUGGGAUGCGGGUACAGACAGCGGGGUCACUUACGAGUCUCCCAACAAGCCUGCAACACCUCAGGAGAAAAUUCGUCCCCUCACAAGUUUAGACCAUCCACAGAGCCCUUUCUACGACCCAGAGGGUGGCGCAAUCACUCCUGUGGCUAGAGUUGUGGUAGAAAGAAUUGCUCGCAAGGGUGAGCAGUGCAACAUUGUGCCGGAUAAUGUGGACGACAUUGUGUCUGACAUUGCCCAGGAGGAAAAAGAAGAAGAUGACACUCCAGAGACAUGUAUCUACUCCAACUGGUCUCCGUGGUCCGCGUGCAGCUCCUCGACAUGUGAGAAGGGGAAAAGGAUGAGGCAGAGGAUGCUGAAGGCACAGCUGGAUCUCAGUGUGCCCUGUCCGCAUACUCAAGACUUUGAGCCGUGCAUGGGGCCCGGCUGCAGUGAUGAGGAUGCUUCCACGUGCAUGAUGUCGGAAUGGAUCACAUGGUCACCAUGCAGUAUGUCUUGUGGAGCAGGUGUGCGUUCUAGGGAGCGCUAUGUAAAACAGUUUCCAGAUGAUGGCUUUGUUUGCACUCAUCCCACUGAAGAGACAGAGCCAUGCACUGUCAAUGAGGACUGCUCUCCAAGCAGUUGCUUGGUUACUGAAUGGGGUGAAUGGGAUGCAUGCAGCGCCACCUGUGGGCUUGGCAUGAAAAGACGGGAGCGGAUGGUGAAAAUGCCCCCAUCUGAUGGCUCCAUUUGUGGGGCUGAGGUGGUGGAAGUGGAGAAGUGUAUGAUGCCAGAAUGCCAUACAAUCCCAUGUUUACUGUCCCCCUGGUCGGACUGGAGCGAUUGCAGUGUGACGUGUGGUAAAGGCACACGGAUGCGUCAGCGUAUGCUCAAAUCACCUGCAGAGUUGGGAGAAUGCAAUGAGGAGCUGGAACAGAUGGAGAAAUGCAUGCUGCCAGAGUGUCCGAUGGAUUGUGUGAUGACAGAGUGGUCCGAGUGGUCAGAGUGCAGUAAAUCCUGUGGGAAGGGUCACUUGAUCCGCACACGCAUGAUCACUCUGGAUGCUCAGUUUGGUGGGGAUCCGUGCCCCGAGACCACACAGAGAAAAACAUGCAAGAUCAAGAAGUGUAAUCAAGGAGGCAUAAACAGUGAAGAGAGGAAGAGGCGCAAGGAAGACCGUAAGAAGAGGAGGAACAAACAGGGAAGGGAGGAGAGUGCCGAUGAGCUCGCAGGAUGCAAAAUGAAGCCGUGGUCUGCAUGGACUGACUGUACCAAGCUGUGUGGUGGGGGAAUCCAGGAGCGUUUAAUGACUGCCAAGAAGAGAUACAAGAAUGCACAACUAACUAGCUGUAAAGACCGAAAGGAGAUACGGGCCUGCAAUGUCCAUCCCUGCUAGGGCAGUAUUUGAGUGGGCUUGCGUGAUGGGACCCAAACUAGAUUAUGAACAGACUGUCACACACUGUCUUGCAGUUAUUUAAUGCACUCUGUUUGGGAUUGGAAAACUGCAAAAGGUAGUCUGUUAUUUUGACUUUUAUUUUCUAGAAUUUAUAGUGACCAAGGCAUUAUCUAGCCUGUAAAGGAAUAGGAAACCAAGAGGGAAGGUGCUCAGAGUUGCAAUGUACUGUACAAAUUUGGAUGUAUUAAUAUGCAUUAGUAUUUGAGAGUAACAGUCCUCUAUCGAACUUUGAAGAGGGAGUUCUUUUGAAUAUUGAUUUUUUCCAUGGAGUAUCAAAGAUUAAUGUGUUCUGACAUGAAAUUCAAAACAAAUUUCUCCUUUUAUACUCUGUGAUCCAAACACUCACACAUAGAAAAGAAACACUGACAGCUACCCAUGUUCACUUUUACCCUAUAAUCAAAAUGAUCAGAGGAGCUACAUUUAGAUGCAUGCAAACCAUUCAUUCAGGAUAUCUGAAAUGUUGUGGCCAUAAAUAUCUAGUUUUUUUUUUUAUUAUUAUUAUUGCUUUGUAGCCUGUGAAUGCUAAUUUUAGACAAAAAAAUUCAGAUGGCACUUAGAGGCUUUUGCAUAUGAACUAGGUAUUAGUAUGUAACAUUUUAGGUACAACAAAAUAUACAAAAACUGACCAAAAUCCUACAUUUGUGCAUUUUAAUAGACACUGCAAUGUACAAUAUGGGCAUAUUGACAACAUCUAAACUGUAAACACGGUAACAUAUUUACACAUACAGAAGUGUGACAUAAUUUCAAAUAUUUUAUCAUAACUAUAUUUGUAUAGUUAAAUUUUUACCAUUUCAUUUAUGUUUUAGAUUCCUUGACCUACCACAAACCUAAUCGUAUGUAUGAAACAUAAAAAAGGCAGCACCAAAGCAGCCCACAUGUCUAAUGCGUUUCUCUGUUUCUUGCUGAAAAUCACAUUCCAAUAUAUUUAAGGCACACAUAUUUUGUUCAAAUGCAUAUAUUUUAAGGUUUAA
Carassius auratus (goldfish) is the source of this 3732-nucleotide messenger RNA. RefSeq names its product spondin-1-like. The record is from RefSeq and is a predicted model, not a curated record. NCBI's taxonomy places the organism in Eukaryota, Metazoa, Chordata, Actinopteri, Cypriniformes, Cyprinidae. Gene Ontology annotation, biological process: cell adhesion. Gene Ontology annotation, cellular component: extracellular matrix. The transcript is spliced from 16 exons. Bases 275 to 2701 code for a protein of 808 amino acids.